CCGAAGUCACGCGGCAUCGAGUGAUACGAGGCCUUUCUUGCUGCACGCGACAGAAGCGCCAAACCGCCACAGGCCAUACGCAGGUCGUGUGGAAGUCAAGGGUGUGGAGGGUUCAGUGGUCUCGUCUUUGCUUUGCGAAGGCGCUGUUCAGACGCACAAAAUCUGUGCUCGGACCUGCAAGCGUCUCGUGUAUGAAUGGACGUCCGAGCUCUGCUGAAGAACAGCUUGUACUCGUGAAGAUUUGGCGCCUGAGUGACCUUCAAGCAGCAUCGAAGAAUCACCGUGUGCAAUAUGGUCGUGUGCAAAAGUGUGUUGGGAAGGCAUCCAUGCUUCGACUACAGCAUUCGACUCGCAGUGAACGCAUGUGCAGUGCAUUGAAGCAGGAGUGUGUUUUGCGACAUCUGCCGUAACAUUUUACCUUUACACAUAACUAAAAUCAAAAUUUUGCCCGUGCUGUCUUUCAUGCGUGGCCCAACCUUGUGUUCUUCGAGGAGAAAUAUUCCUCGUUCUUCAACACCAAGCACGUGAGCUGAUAAGACGGGUCCGGUUCAUCAUCAUCAUUACAAACAACGCGAGUUAAGCGCUGCAGAAGGACAGCUGGUGAUAGCUGUCCUGGAUUACAACAACCCCUUUGCGCCCCCCAGUGGAAGGCAUUGUCAACACGUGCCCAAGGAAUGACCUUCUCAUCGGUGUCUGAUUACUUCGUGGCGCAAAGUAUAAAGAAGGUUGCGCAUCUUCGAUAAAUAAUUUGUCCUCAAAUCCUUUCCGGUGACCGCCUGUCUCCAAUAGGACAUUCAUCAAGCGCCGUUAGCAUCACUUCGCCGUUGUUGGGCACCAGUAGAUCCUGGUUGACGGACAGAGUGUUUGGUGGCACAGCUGGACAAUGCGUCGGCGCCGGAGGAACAGCUAGCCUCAUGCGACACGGUGCAGGUGGUCCGAUGGACCCGCGGCUCCUGGAGCCAAUGGGAGCUGGGCUCCUAGCACGUCUCGGGCCGUACGCUCAUUUCGGAGGUCCCAUAGCCCCUUAUUCGGUGCCUCACCCAUUCGAGCUAGGGGGUCCGCAGUCUCAGACUGCCUCUUACUCGAUCGAGGGUCUCUUGGCUGCCGUGCCGGGAUCUGUGCCGGGAAGUGGACCAUUGGGGCUGGUGCUGUCAGGAUCGCAGUCCCACCGUGGUGCACCGUUGGGAAGACCAGAUCUGCACGAGCAGCAAGGCAGCAGGACAUCGCACACUAAAACGAAAGGCAAGGAUGUCUGUGGUGAUUCUCCGAGGCAACUGUUCCACCUGGUCAACAAUGGAUCGUCUGCGUACAAGGACAAGUAUUCCGGAGGCGAAUCGGAGAAGGAAGGCAGCAAGCGACGUCGUACACGGACUAACUUCAACGGUUGGCAACUCGAAGAACUGGAGAAGGCGUUCGAGGCUAGUCACUAUCCCGACGUCUUCAUGAGGGAAGCACUUGCCAUGCGGUUGGACCUCAUCGAGUCAAGGGUUCAGGUGUGGUUCCAGAACCGACGCGCCAAGUGGCGGAAGAAGGAGAACACUAAGAAGGGACCAGGGCGGCCAGCUCACAACGCUCAUCCUCAGACCUGCUCAGGGGAUCCAAUACCUCCGGAAGAGAUCGAACGGCGCGAACGAGACAAGCGUGAAAAGAAACUCCGCAAGCAGCUAGAUCGCCAAGCGAAAAGGUUGCAACAGGCUAGGCUUAAGCCAGGCUUGAACUUGACCAGUCUCCGCGACUCAGUCAGACACUCGUUGUCUGAACUGUCAGCAGCCAACCCGCAUAAAGAUCCCGUCGCCCUUAUUGGCGGACAAGAAACUUUCCACCUCCUACAGAGUCUCGGGUUCGACGUCAUGGAAGCAUUGUCUAAGCCUCCCGAUCCUAACCGGCGCCAGCUCACACCCCACCCUGAUGACAGCAGCUCAUCGGACGUCCCAAGUUCUCAAAAUCGCUUCAUGACACUGCUAGCACCUUCGAGCAAAUCAACACCGAAUGCGUUCAGCAUAGAGUCUCUACUAUCUUCGAGGGGAACGACACAUCGGCCGCUCCUGUCAUCGGGCACUGUGCAACAGCCUGUGGGGUUUCAGGUUCGGAAUAGCCCAGCGCAUUGCAGCGGGACGUUCAGCGAUGAUGAAGACUUGAGCGACGCAGAAGGUAGUGAGCCUGAUGUGGGCUGUGUGGAUGAUGAAGUUAGUGGGGCGGUUGGGGUUACGCAUGAGGAUGAUGGUGUGGAUGGGGACGAUGAAGAGGACGGCCCUGGUGUCUGACCCGGGGCAUAAGUGAGUUCACAUAUAUAGCAGACGCGCAUCAUCGCUUGAAGGAUGUGCAAUCUUUCCGCAGGAGCACGAUAUCAUUUGCUGAGGCACCCUUUUACGGUAGUGGAAAUGGAAAAGAUAAACAUGGUAGUGGAUAUGUGUGAAGUCAUCGUAACAUGGGGAUGUUGAGCACCCUGCAGAGCAGAAUAGCAUGUGUAUAUACACGUGUAGACCUCAAGAAGUACCACACGGGGAAGGAAGCGAGUGUUUUGUCACUACACGGAAAAAAAAGUUUGUGGAUUGCUAGAGGAUGGGUCGCCACGUCACUUCGUAUUUAUUGGGAUGCCGUAGAUCGCCAGUAUGUUUCACAUCAAGAACUACAAUACCUUGGUACGUUUGAAAGCAACAGUACUAUUGCCGUGAUGGUAACACGCCAACCUGUGAUGGUAAGACGCAACGUAUGAGCAUCAUGGGCGACCGUGGACCAACACGAACUACAUGACGAAUACGCUAUGGAACUCCCGAGCCACCGCACAUUGUAGGAUGGCAGACGACAAAAUUAUCCAAGAAGAGCCGAAAAAUUCCCUCGAGACCAAUGGACAAAAACUGGAGGUCGCCUUCGGUUUGAGUGAUUACUGACCAUUGCACUCGCGAUUAUCAUGUGAGGUGCCGCAGACAACGUUUUGGGCAGUGAACCGCGUGUGAGUAGAUAAUCGUCAAAACAUUGCUUCGGAUGUCCCACAAGAACGCCAGAUUAGGCAAGUCUGCUGGUGAUCCAGUAAGCGUGUACUUUAUCCUAAUAGCAUAGGGUGACUGCGCAACUCGAGUUUAGCUCACCAGCGCAACGAGAACAUUGUGUAGCGACGAAGAAACGAUAUCACGUUUCCGAGUGAACUUUGUGAUUCUCCAGUGGGUUUCGUGUAAGAUGAUUUAUUAAAAGGAUGGGUACAAAAGAUA
Ornithodoros turicata is the source of this 3209-nucleotide messenger RNA. Its product is annotated as homeobox protein unc-4 homolog. The transcript is spliced from 4 exons. Bases 915 to 2264 code for a protein of 449 amino acids. Gene Ontology annotation, biological process: regulation of DNA-templated transcription. Gene Ontology annotation, molecular function: DNA-binding transcription factor activity, RNA polymerase II-specific; sequence-specific double-stranded DNA binding. The record is from RefSeq and is a predicted model, not a curated record. NCBI's taxonomy places the organism in Eukaryota, Metazoa, Arthropoda, Arachnida, Ixodida, Argasidae.